Motacilla alba alba is the source of this 2787-nucleotide messenger RNA. It is a transcript of the gene ENOPH1, whose product is annotated as enolase-phosphatase 1. Lineage: Eukaryota; Metazoa; Chordata; Aves; Passeriformes; Motacillidae. Gene Ontology annotation, molecular function: magnesium ion binding; acireductone synthase activity. The transcript has 6 exons. The record is from RefSeq and is a predicted model, not a curated record. Bases 216 to 1001 code for a protein of 261 amino acids.
GCACGGGCACCGCCGCACCGGGUACCGCGACGGACGGGGGCCGGGGCUGAGCGGGCCGGCCGGCGGUGGGUUGUAACGCGUAACCCAGAAACCCCGUUCAGGCGGCGGCGGGGAGGGGCGGGGCGGCCGCUCCGUGGGCGGGCACAGCCGGCGCGGCGUUCCCCGCCGCCGCCGCCGCGCGUCCCCGGUGCGCCCCACGUGCCGCCGCCGCCGCCAUGGGCGUGCUGCCGGUGCCGGCGGAGGUGCGCGCUAUCCUGCUGGACAUCGAGGGCACCACCACCCCCAUCGCCUUCGUCCAGGAGACCUUGUUCCCUUACAUCAAAGACAACGUGAAGGAGUAUCUGCGUGCUCACUGGGAGGAGGAGGAGUGCCAGCAGGAUGUCGGACUUCUGAGGAAACAGGCUCAGGAGGACUCCAGCCUGGACGGGGCCGUGCCGAUCCCUUUGGAGAGCGGCAGCGGGGAAGAGGAGCUGGAGCGCGUCAUCCAGGCCGUGGUGGACAACGUGCACUGGCAGAUGUCCCUGGACAGGAAGACCACGGCACUGAAGCAGCUGCAGGGCCACAUGUGGAGGGCAGCCUAUGCCACCGGGCACGUCAAAGGAGAAAUCUUCGAGGACGUUGUUCCAGCCAUCCGGAAGUGGCGGGAAGCAGGGAUGAAGGUCUAUAUCUACUCUUCAGGCAGUGUCGAAGCCCAGAAGCUUCUGUUUGGAUACUCUACAGAAGGUGAUAUCCUAGAGCUCUUUGAUGGCCACUUUGAUACCAAGAUAGGCCCCAAGGUAGAAAGUGAGAGCUACAGGAGGAUUGCUGCCAGUAUUGGGUGCGCUACCAACAACAUCCUCUUCCUGACAGAUGUCCCUCGAGAAGCCAAUGCGGCCGAGGAGGCGGACACUCACGUGGCUGUGGUGAUCAGACCGGGCAACGCAGGACUGACGGAUGAUGAGAAAUCCUAUUACAGCCUCAUCUCGUCUUUCACCGAACUAUUCUUGCCUUCCUCCACUUAGGGAAAGCGGUGCACGCACAAAAGACUGUGCUUCACCCAAUUGUCCUUGUGAAACGUUAGGUCAUUUUGUCCAUAAUCAGAAUUUCAAACCAAAUCCACAUUAUGUCUUGGGCCUCGUGCAGGCAGGUAUGGAUGGAGAGUAUGGUGUGGGCUCCCUUGUGCAGUAGGACAGAGGCCUGCUGCCAGCUGGAGCUGGGAACAGGGCAGGGAGCAGCACCCGUGAGCCCUGCUGUUCCUCCCCUUUCCUGGCUAGCACUUAGCUAAGGGAAUGCUUCCUCCACACUCAUCCACUGAAAUCUGGUGCUGAGAUGCCCCACGUGAGCUCUCUCAUUUUUAGAAGCAGUCUGCAAACAAGGUUCGUGUCCCCUUGUCCCAGAGGGAGCACUGGGGACCAUGGGGGGAUAUGGGGCUUCUCCCUGCAGAUAGCCAGAAAUCCUAAGUCAAAAACAUUCACAGAUAGGAUUCCCAAAGGGAAAUGCCAACUGUGGGCUAUAAUACAGUAGGACUGGGCUGCCACAGAAGAAGCCAGCCCUUGCUGCAGGCAGGCUCUUUAGACAAGGAACAGUGUGUAUCUUGGCUGUGUCUGCAGCAGCUCUAGGUACAAAACAGUACAACUUGCAUAUGGAAGCCGCUUAGAGCUCCACAGCCAGCCUACCCAGUAUGGAGUAUAUAUAAAUACAGCUUUUAAAAUUAAAUUCUGGACACAUUCACUGCUGCAUCAUGGUUCUGGGCUAUGGGAUAUAACUGUCUGAAGCUCAAAGUCAGCUUGACAGCAUUUCUGAAGUGUCUCAGCCCUGACCCAUGGAGCUCCUCCUCCAGCCAAGAUCACCCAGUCACACGUCCUAGCACUGGUCAGCUGUGAGCAAACCUUGACAAACUGCUCCUGAGGGCAGACAUCCUGCUGCAUUUGAUGAGAGUUAAACCCUUGACCUUUUCACCUUACCUAAAUUGUGCCAAUGUAGAUCAGAUGGUCAUGGAGCUUUUCCUAAUGUAGUAAAUAAAAACACAACUUUGCUUUCAUUGUGUUCACUCCAUCACAGCAUGUAGCCUCCCUGUCUUAGCACCAGUGAUCCCAGCACCUAAAAGGCAAAUUUUAUUAUUUUAUUUCUGAACCUGUGAACACUGUGUUCCUGCUUUCACUUUCCCCAGUCCUUUCUUUAAGGCAGUAGCCUUGUCCUGCCAAGGAAGCUGUACUACCUCCCUGACCAUUUUAGGAUUUCAGUUGCGGCUCAGUGCAGGAGUGAGAGCCACAGGUAGGUUGUACCUGGUGGUAGUGGAGGCAGAGGCAGUCUGAAACUCCUGUCUGAAAUCCUGUUUCCCCAUUCCCUGCUGCUGGCACUUCAUGCAGGGGUGUCUUGCCCUCACAGCCAGCCAAAACAUAGGAUGUGCUUGCUGCCUUCCUGAGCUCUGAUCUGCACCUACAGCUGUCCCUGUUGAGGGAGGCUGAUGGGUAAAGAACAAUGAAGAGACAAGCACUUGGGGAGGAAACCAAAUUGUGCAAGCAAGGCCCUUUUAAAAAUUUAAUAGUACCAAGUCAGUCUGUGGGGCAGCUAGUCCAGAUGCCUUUCUGGGCUGUGCAGUGGGUGUGAUGCUGCUCCUAGAAAGAGCCUGCUAAUUAGUGCUGUUACAGUAAGUGUGUCUGCAUGGCUGAACGGUCCCUGGCUUCCUUAAGUGAUAAUCACUACACUGUAAAUAAAUACUCACCUUUUGUUUUGCCUUUGCCAUCAGAAAGCUAUGCUUGGGGUAGGGAUAAAAAUAAAGCUCACUUUCUCCAUAAAAGCACUUUA